GAGAGGCCACAGAAUCAACAACAUGGAGGACAUCAAAGAGGUCAAGGAAAAUGUGAAGGAAGUUUUGACGAAAGUAGAAGAGGCGUUCGGAAACGCAGGCAAGACUUUAUUUCCUAAUGAAGAACCAAAGAAUGACAGGGACCUAAUAAGAUAUGUAGUUAAAGCAAUGGCUAUGGAAGCUUGUUUUAAAGAGCAUGUUGCUCUUCAGGAAUGCAUGAGACGAAGCUGGUUUAGUAUAUGUCAUAGAAAACAAACGGAAUACUGGGACUGCUACCGCAAAGAAACUAUCAGACUACGGAAGCAUUAUGAUGUGUAUUGGGAUAAAUAAUUUUUAAAAAAAGAAACUUCUGCCAGAAACCUUGCAUCAAGUUAUGGUUUUCAACUCAAUCAUUACAUUCAAGUUAAAACUAGACAGUCCAACUAUUGAAGGUCAACUGGAUUUAUGUCUAGUCUGCAAUUUCACAAAGAAGGAUACUCUGACUAGGUUGGUGACCAAAGUAAAAACAUGUGGCCUUACGUCAACCUGCAAAGUCCCAACUGCCUUGUCCCUAAAGCCAAUUAAACCUCACAACAUCAGAAAGGUGCUGCAUUUCAAACUCUUCACCUUAACAGUGCAGUGUACCACAGAAUUGUCAGUUUUGGGUUAAAUUCUGUAACAGAGACCACUGAAUAAACAGAGUGACGACUCA
Molecule: messenger RNA, 689 nt
Organism: Orbicella faveolata
Lineage: Eukaryota; Metazoa; Cnidaria; Anthozoa; Scleractinia; Merulinidae
Source: RefSeq, a predicted model, not a curated record